AACGCCAGGGAUCGGCUCCGGAAGGGGCUCUAGGAGCGGUGUGGCUGGGGCGAAAAGUUGCCGCCUCUGCUCCAAACUCAGCRAGAGGUUCUCUGCCGGAGUUUGGGCCCCUAGAGCGAAACCUCAGAGAGGGCGGCGACGCGCCCUGAGAGGAUUCUGGCUGGCGCCCGGGGCUGAUCAGCCCUGCCCCGAGAGCCUCAGGGUGUCCCCAGCGUCCUCUCCCCCGCCGCCAACUCCUAUCGCAGGGGGCGCACAGUAGGCCGCGGAGGCGGGAUGUGCGUGCGCUCGCGCUCUGGCAAAUACGGCCGGAGGAGUCUUGUUCCUCGGGCAUUUUCCGAGGAAGUCUGGAGCAAUUAGGCUCAGUCCGGGGAGAGCUAGCGAGCGGCGCGGCCGGCGUGUCUGGGCCGCCUCGCUGGGAGGGAGGGGCGGCCGGCCGCCCGGCGGCGACCCCGGGCCCGGCCGCCACCAUGGGUUUCGAGCUAGACCGCUUCGAUGGCGACGUGGACCCGGACCUGAAGUGCGCGCUGUGUCACAAAGUCCUGGAGGACCCUCUGACCACGCCGUGCGGCCACGUCUUCUGCGCCGGCUGCGUGCUGCCCUGGGUGGUGCAGGAGGGCAGCUGUCCGGCGCACUGCCGCGGCCGCCUGUCGGCCAAGGAGCUCAACCACGUCCUGCCGCUCAAGCGCCUCAUCCUCAAGCUGGACAUUAAGUGCGCCCACGCGGCGCGCGGCUGCGGCCGAGUGGUGAAGCUACAGGCACUGCCCGAGCAUCUGGAGCGCUGCGACUUUGCGCCCGCGCGCUGUCGCCACGCGGGCUGCGGCCAGCUGCUGCUGCGGCGGGACGUGGAGGCUCAUAUGCGCGAAGCGUGCGACGCGCGGCCGGUGGGCCGCUGCCAGGAGGGCUGCGGGCUGCCCCUGACCCAUGGCGAGCAGCGCUCGGGAGGCCACUGCUGCGCCCGGGCACUGCGGGCGCACAACAGCGCGCUGCAGGCCCGUCUGGGCGCGCUGCACAAGGCGCUCAAGAAGGAGGCGCUGCGCGCAGGCAAGCGGGAGAAGUCGCUGGUGGCGCAGCUGGCCGCCGCGCAGCUCGAGCUGCAGAUGACCGCGCUGCGCUACCAGAAGAAGUUCACCGAGUAUAGCGCGCGCCUCGACUCGCUCAGCCGCUGCGUGGCCGCGCCGCCAGGCGGCAAGGGUGAAGAAACCAGAAGUCUAACUCUUGUCUUGCACCGGGACUCAGGCUCCCUGGGAUUCAAUAUCAUCGGUGGCCGGCCCUGUGUGGACAAUCAAGAUGGCUCAUCCAGCGAGGGAAUCUUUGUGUCCAGAAUAGUGGAGAGCGGGCCGGCGGCCAAGGAAGGAGGCCUGCAGAUUCACGACAGGAUUAUCGAGGUCAACGGCAAAGAUUUAUCCAGAGCAACUCAUGACCAGGCGGUGGAGGCCUUUAAGACAGCCAAAGAGCCCAUCGUGGUCCAGGUAUUGAGAAGGACGCCCCGGACCAAGAUGUUCACUCCUCCAGCGGAGGCCCAGCUGGUGGACGCUGGCACGCAGACCGACAUCACCUUCGAGCACAUCAUGGCCUUGACGAAGAUGUCCUCUCCCAGCCCACCCGUCCUGGACCCCUACCUUCUGCCAGAGGAGCACCCCUCGGCCCACGAGUACUACGAUCCCAAUGACUACAUGGGGGACAUGCACCAGGACAUGGACAGGGAGGAGCUGGAGCUGGAGGAGGUGGACCUGUACAGAAUCAACAGCCAGGACAAGCUGGGCCUCACCGUGUGCUACCGCACAGACGACGAGGACGACAUCGGCAUCUACAUAAGUGAGAUCGAUCCCAACAGCAUUGCGGCCAAAGACGGUCGCAUCCGCGAAGGGGACCGCAUCAUUCAGAUCAAUGGGAUAGAGGUACAGAACCGCGAAGAGGCUGUGGCUCUUCUGACCAGUGAAGAAAAUAAGAACUUUUCUUUGCUCAUUGCAAGACCGGAACUCCAGCUGGACGAGGGCUGGAUGGAGGACGACAGGAACGACUUCCUGGAUGACCUGCACAUGGACAUGCUGGAGGAGCAGCACCACCAGGCCAUGCAGUUCACAGCCAGUGUCCUCCAGCAGAAGAAGCACGAGGAAGACGGUGGGACCACGGACACGGCCACCAUCCUGUCCAACCAGCACGAGAAGGACAGCGGCGUGGGGCGGACAGACGAGAGCACGCGCAACGACGAGAGCUCGGAGCAGGAGAACAACGGUGACGACGCCAUGGCGUCCUCCAACCCGCUGGCGGGCCAGAGGAAGCUCACAUGCAGCCAGGACACGCUGGGCAGCGGCGACCUGCCCUUCAGCAACGAGUCCUUCGUGUCAGCCGACUGCACGGACGUGGACUACCUGGGCAUCCCGGUGGAUGAGUGCGAGCGCUUCCGCGAGCUGCUGGAGCUCAAGUGCCAGGUGCAGAGCGGCGGCCCAUACGGCCUGUGCGACGCGGCCAAGAGCGAGCCCGAGAGCGUGGACAAGGAGCUGGAGCUGCUCAACGAGGAGCUGCGCAGCAUCGAGCUCGAGUGCCUGAGCAUCGUGCGCGCGCACCGGCUGCAGCAGCUGCGGGAGCAGGCGCGGGAGCCCUGGCUGCUGGCGCCCGGCGCCUUCCGCAGCUACGCGGCCAGCGUGGACGGGCGCCGGCGUGAGCUGGCCGACAUCACCGAGCUGCCCGAGAAGUCCGACAAGGACAGCUCGAGCGCCUACAACACGGGCGAGAGCUGCCGCAGCACCCCACUUGCCCUGGAGCUGUCCCCGGACAACUCCCUGCGGAGGGCGGCCGAGGGCGGCGCCGAGGCCAACCUCCUGGCCAUCACCGAAGACCCCGAGGUCGGCGCCCCACUCUACAGCCCUUUGGCCAAAGAGCCUGAGCUGGGGCCCRCCCUGGAGGGCUCCGAGCACAGGGCCGAGGGCAGCAGGAGCCCGCCGCUGCGCGCCGCCUGCCGGUCCGCAGCCCCGCACUCGCCCUACAAGCACGCGCACAUCCCCGCGCAUGCGCAGCACUACCAGAGCUACAUGCAGCUCAUCCAACAGAAGUCGGCCGUGGAGUAUGCGCAGAGCCAGAUGAGCCUGGUGAGCAUGUGCAAGGACCUCAACUCCGCCACCUCCUCCGAGCCGCGCAUGGAGUGGAAGGUGAAGAUCCGCAGCGACGGCACGCGCUACAUCACCAAGCGGCCCGUGCGCGACCGCCUGCUGCGGGAGCGUGCGCUCAAGAUCCGCGAGGAGCGCAGUGGCAUGACCACGGACGACGACAACCUGAGCGAAAUGAAGAUGGGCCGCUACUGGAGCAAGGAGGAGCGCAAGCAGCACCUGGUGAAGGCCAAGGAGCAGCGGCGCAGGCGYGAGUUCAUGAUGCAGAGCAGGUUAGACUGUCUGAGGGAGCAGCAGGGGGCCGAGGAGAGGAAGGAGGUGAGCAUCCUGGAACUGAGCCAUAAGAAGAUGAUGAAGAAGAGGAACAAGAAGAUCUUCGACAACUGGAUGACCAUCCAGGAACUCCUGACGCACGGCACCAAGUCCCCCGAUGGCACGAGAGUGUACAAUUCCUUCCUCUCCGUGACUACUGUAUAAUGCCCACCUYGGCGCGCGGUUCAUAGGAGUGACCACCACCGGGGGGGUGGAGAUUCCUGCCUCGUUCAAUGCGGCACGUUUUUGUAUAUAAGACAGUCAUCCUGUUUAUAGUCUCAGUCUGUCACAYCUGCGACUGGGCUGUCACCGCUGUUUUCAGUGCAGGUAAAAUUACACCCUUUACCGUCUUUGAAGGCAAUACUAACAGCUUUUUUCAAAUAGCAAUUGUACUUUUUUACUUGUUACCUUUUACAUAAAGUGUUUAAAUUUCAAAAAGAUCUUUUAUUACGUAUACUUUCACAGAAUAAUUUGUUGAAACUAUAUUCAUAUUAAAAAAAAGUUAAACAUGCUUUUUUUUCCUGCCUAAAAUACAAAUACAACUGCCGGUAUGUAUUUUUAAUGGAAUCCUAUUUUAUAACCUUACUUUGCUGAAUGUGUUUCAUACGGAUGACCAUUAAUAUAUAUGUAGGUCAAGGUUUCAACUCAAAACCACCAACUUCUGUGGUUCAGGAUUUAAUAACAAUAAUCAAACCAGCACUACUUAGACUUGGAAUGAUAYGUUGACACAGUUUUCUGGUGAAGGUUCCUAAGAGAGUGUAAAGGUCWUAGCAGAAAGCAAAAUAUCCUGCAGCUUUAUGGAAGUUUAAAGCAUGUUUGCAAAUAUUGCAGCCUGUUGGAAGAUUUGCAUGUACAGGAAAGUUGUCGAUGGAGAUGGUUUGUGAAAUUUUAAGUGUUCAUUGUAGUCAGCCUUUGCUUUGUAGAUGGGAAGGUACAGACUUAUACAAGCAAGUUCAUGAAAUCACCAUUAGUUACAAACACUAAGUAAAAUGAAGUUAAAAUAAAUUAUUAUUUUCUAUUUGA
Molecule: messenger RNA, 4442 nt
Organism: Urocitellus parryii (Arctic ground squirrel)
Lineage: Eukaryota; Metazoa; Chordata; Mammalia; Rodentia; Sciuridae
Gene: Pdzrn3
Product: PDZ domain containing ring finger 3
Biological process (GO): neuromuscular junction development; protein ubiquitination
Cellular component (GO): neuromuscular junction
Molecular function (GO): ubiquitin protein ligase activity; zinc ion binding; protein binding
Source: RefSeq, a predicted model, not a curated record